Molecule: messenger RNA, 1486 nt
Organism: Lycium ferocissimum
Lineage: Eukaryota; Viridiplantae; Streptophyta; Magnoliopsida; Solanales; Solanaceae
Exons: 7
Coding region: 5-1066 (353 amino acids)
Molecular function (GO): oxidoreductase activity
Source: RefSeq, a predicted model, not a curated record
AACAAUGAUGAUGCGAUUCGUAUCGCAGAAGAGAAUUGAGAUUGGUAAAAGAGGUAUUGCGACGAGUUGUCGAGCAGUGUUGUUACCGCGAUUUGGGGGACCUGAAGUGCUUGAGUUACAUGAGAAUGUGCAUGUGCCUGAUCUGAAACCUAAUCAUGUGCUUGUUCGUGCCCGUGCUGUUUCCAUCAAUCCUCUUGAUACCAGAAUGCGAUCAGGAUAUGGACGUUCAAUUUUCGAACCACUUCUACCAUUAAUUUUGGGCCGAGAUAUAAGUGGUGAAGUUGCAGCAGUUGGAAAUUCUGUUAAGUCACUUACAGUUGGACAGGAGGUAUUUGGUGCUCUGCAUCCAACCGCUGUGAGGGGUACUUAUACUGACUAUGCUAUUCUUGCGGAGGAUGAACUUGCUCCAAAGCCAGGAUCACUUUCGCAUGUGGAAGCCAGUGCCAUCCCAUUUGCUGCCCUAACUGCUUGGCGUGCACUAAAAAGUACUGCCAGAAUAAGAGAGGGGCAAAGGGUAUUGAUCAUAGGUGGAGGAGGAGCAGUAGGUUUCUCCGCAAUUCAGCUUGCAGUGGCUGCAGGCUGCCAGGUUUCUACUACGUGUGGAGGAGAGAGUAUAAGUCGCAUUUUGGCAGCCGGUGCUGAGCAGGCCGUUGACUAUAUCACUGAGGAUGCUGAAAUAGCACUUAAGGGGCAUUUUGAUGCUGUCUUGGAUACAAUUGGUGUGCCAGAUACGGAGAGAAUGGGUAUUAGUCUUUUAAAGAGAGGAGGACACUACAUGACGUUACAGGGGGAGGCUGCAUCGGUGACGGAUAGGUACGGACUAGCUGUUGGUCUUCCUAUGGCAACAGCCAUCUUGCUAAAGAAGCAAAUCCAAUAUCGAUAUUCUCAUGGAAUAGAAUAUUGGUGGAAUUAUAUGAGGGCUGAUGCUGAAGGUUUACAUGAGAUCCGUCGGUUAUCUGAGGCUGGGAAGCUUCAAAUCCCAGUAGAUAAAACUUUCCCAAUUUCACAGGUGAGAGAGGCUCAUGAGACCAAUGAUAGAGGCAAAGUAGUGCUAGAAAUUGACUGAUUUAUCUUGACAAGCUUAACCAACAACACAUGGAUUCAGUGCACAACGCUAUAAUGUCCCAUGCAAUCUGGUGUUGCACUGAACACUUGAUACCACAUAUACGAUAUAUGUCUGUCUUUGCAGAAUAACCAGAACCAAUAUUUACACUUUGUUGGAAUAUAUAGGAUUCGGGAGCUACUAGGGAAGAAAAAUGUGCAACCUGUAAAUUCUUGGGACAUUCUCAAUUUUUUUUUCUUUUCUUCAAGUGUCCGUCAUUGUUUCUAUCACGUCUUUUCUUCAACUUUGGCCAUAAUACGUCUUAGGGGAUGUUUGUGUUUCUUUUAGGAAAAAGACUAUGAUAUCUGAAUUUGGUUACAUAUCCGAUUUGGACAUUGUUUUCAAAUUUGAAUAAUGUUGAAUUAAGGGAGUCUGUUUGCUCAA